Lampris incognitus (smalleye Pacific opah) is the source of this 4722-nucleotide messenger RNA. RefSeq names its product MYND-type zinc finger-containing chromatin reader ZMYND8-like. The record is from RefSeq and is a predicted model, not a curated record. The transcript has 21 exons. Gene Ontology annotation, molecular function: protein binding. NCBI's taxonomy places the organism in Eukaryota, Metazoa, Chordata, Actinopteri, Lampriformes, Lampridae. Gene Ontology annotation, biological process: regulation of DNA-templated transcription. The coding region runs from base 285 to 3758 and encodes 1157 amino acids.
AAGCCAUGGUGUCCUGCUUUUCACAUUCUACAUGCUGCCGUUUCUACCUUUAAAGCGAUCAAAGCUGCCCCUGCCUGCGCUGAACAAAGAUAAUUACUCAGGAAACAUUUUGUCCAAUCAGACGCGGCCUUGCAUCGUGCCUGUGAGGAAAGGAACCAGUCAGGAUCCGGCUAACAUCACUCGGGCCUGAUCGCCUUGCCCGAAGAGCGGAGCCUUCCCCGGCUGAGGGCUGAGAGUAUCCUCCAUGUUUUAUAAGUGUUGACAUAACAGUGUAUCAGGCAGCCAUGCAUCCACAGAGUCUGGCUGAGGAGGAGAUAAAGACAGAGUCUGAAGUGGUAGAGGGGAUGGAUGUGUCCAUUCGUUCCAAAGUACCUGACCCUCCGGGUUCGGCAGAGCGGGUAUUGGUACCACAGAAAAGAAGGAUGCCUAGUCCCACCCAUUCUUCCAACGGACACUCUCCCACAGACACCUCUCCCAGCCCGCUUAAGAAGAAGAAGAAACCUGGGGCUGUCAACUGCAACAACAAAGACCAGUCAGAGCUAAGACAUGGUCCCUUUUACUAUGUGAAGCAGCCAGCACUCACCACAGACCCUGUUGAUGUUGUACCGCAGGAUGGCAGGAAUGACUUCUACUGCUGGCUGUGCCACCGCGAGGGCCAGGUGCUCUGCUGUGAGCUCUGCCCAAGGGUGUACCAUGCCAAGUGCCUCAAACUGCCAGCCGAGCCCGAGGGCGACUGGUUCUGUCCAGAGUGUGAGAAAAUUACUGUAGCAGAGUGCAUAGAAACCCAGAGCAAGGCCAUGACAAUGUUAACAAUAGACCAGCUCUCCUACCUGCUGAAGUUUGCCCUCCAGAAGAUGAAACAGCCUGGGACAGAGCCUUUUCAGAAGCCUGUUUCUUUGGAACAGCAUCCUGAUUAUGCUGAGUAUAUCUUCCACCCCAUGGACCUGUGCACUCUAGAAAAGAAUAUCAAAAAGAAAAUGUAUGGCUGCACUGAAGCCUUUCUUGCUGAUAUGAAAUGGAUCUUGCACAACUGUAUCAUUUAUAAUGGAGGUAAUCACAAACUAACAGCAACAGCAAAAGUCAUUGUCAAGAUUUGUGAGCAUGAGAUGAAUGAGAUUGAGGUAUGUCCAGAGUGCUACCUGUCUUCAUGCCAAAAAAGGGACAACUGGUUUUGUGAGCCAUGCAGUCAACCCCACCCACUGGUCUGGGCUAAACUAAAGGGCUUUCCCUUCUGGCCAGCCAAAGCUCUACGGGAGAAAGAUGGACAGGUAGAUGCGCGCUUCUUUGGACAACAUGACAGGGCCUGGGUUCCCAUUAAUAACUGCUACCUCAUGUCCAAAGAAAUCCCCUUCUCUGUGAAGAAGACCAAGAGCAUUUUCAACAGUGCCAUGCAAGAGAUGGAGGUCUAUGUGGAGAACAUUCGCAAGAAAUUUGGGAUCUUCAACUAUGCACCUUUCCGUACCCCCUACACACCCAACAACCAGCUGCAGAUGCUACUGGACCCAUCCAACCCCAGUGCUGGGACAGUGAAAACGGAGAAACCUGAAAAACUUCGCUUUAACUUUGAUAUUACUGCAUCACCCAAGAUGCUGCUUAGCAAGAAUUCCGUGCCAAGUGGAAUGAGUCGGAGGAUCUCUAUGACGGACAUGCCUCGGUCUCCCAUGAGUACCAACUCCUCUGUUCACACAGGGUCAGAUGUGGAGCAGGAUGGGUUGGAAAAGCCCCCCAGGAAUCCACCCUUUCACUACAGCACUGGAGAGGAGUCUAUGGAGUAUAGUGCAUCUCCUGCUUCUAUGAAGAUGGGUCCUGCAGGCAGCAUGACAGGCAGCCCCAAGCCCUUUAACCCCGGACUGCUGCCUAAGCAGGAGAGGGCAGCUGGGACAGGAAGCAUCCUUAAUCUCAAUUUGGAUCGGGUGAAGGCUGAGAUGGAUCUGAAGGAGUUGAGUGAGACAGUGCAACAGCAACAGCAACAACAGCAACAAGGAACACCUGUCCCCCCUACCCCAAAGAGAACUAUCAGGAGUCUGGACAAGACUAUCGAAAGCUGCAAGGCCCAACUUGGAAUAGAUGAGAUUUCUGAGGAUGUGUACAGGGGUGUUGAACACAGUGACUCUGAAGAUUCUGAGAAAUCUGACUCAAGUGACAGUGAUGAUCUGAGUGAUGAAGAGCACAGGCCAAAGAGCUCUACCCAUGAUGACAAGGACAAAGCUGAGAGGAAGAGGCCCAAAGCAACCCUGCAAGGAGAGAAUAAGGAAGGAGUUACAGAGACAGGGGAUAAAGCAACCCCUGAACCCCUGCUCAAAGAAAAGCAGGGCAGCAAUGGCCCGGAUAGAGAACUUCAGGACAAGCCCAAGACACCGCCCUCUCAGGCCCCUACAGACAAGCCCAAAGCCCAAGAGGAAGGGAGAGCAACUGCCCCUUCAGCCUUUGCUGAACAAGACUCUGAUUCUGAAAGAGAGCUGGUGAUUGACCUGGGGGAUGAGCAUGGAAGCCGCGAUCGUAAAAGACCCAGAAGAGAGCCAGGAGCUACUGCUGGCAAAACUUUCAAAGAGUCUACUUCUACCAAGCUGGAAGCAGCCUCGCCAGCACGGGAAGCCACCUCCACUUCCAACAAAGACCCCUUGACACCCCCCGUGCCAGCUGCUCUCAACUUGAUUUCCGGUUCGACUGCUGGACAGACUAGUACAGCUCAAACUAGCAGUGUUUCUGCCCCUUCCUCCGUCUCCAGUUGCACCUCUACGGCAGCCUCAGCACCAACAGCUGUGAAGAAACAGCGCCCUCUACUGCCUAAGGAGACAGCUCAGGCAGUGCAACAGGCAGUAGUUUGGAAUCCAACCAACAAGUUUCAGGCGUCCUCUCAGAAGUGGCAAAUGCAGAAGGUUCAGAGGCCGCAACAUGGAGACCAGCCAGCUGUACAGACCCAGGCCCAGGCACAGGUGCAAGUGCAGACACGCAGCCCUCAGCAAGUGCAAUCCCAACAGCAAAAUUCCUCCUCAAGUACACGCUACCAGACCAGACAAGCAGCCAAAGCAGUACAGCACAAAGAUUCACCGCAGAGUACAUCCUCACCAGUUACAUCAAUCAGCUCUGGCAGUUCCUCUUCUUUCAUGACAGGAGAUCUGCAGAUCCCCACAGUAUCAGCUGAUGUGGCUGCAGAUAUUGCCAAGUAUACAAACAAAAUAAUGGACACGAUAAAAGGGACAAUGACAGAAAUCUACAAUGACCUUUCCAAAAGCACAUCUGGAAAUACCAUUGCAGAGAUUCGACGGUUACGGAUAGAGAUUGAGAAGCUCCAGUGGUUGCAUCAGCAAGAGUUAUCAGAGAUGAAACACAACCUGGAGCUGACAAUGGCAGAGAUGAGACAGAGUCUGGAACAGGAGAGGGAACGAUUGGUGGCCGAGGUGAAGAAACAGAUGGAGACAGAGAAGCAGCAGGCGGUAGAUGAAACUAAAAAGAAACAGUGGUGUGCCAAUUGCAGGAAAGAGGCCAUCUUCUACUGCUGCUGGAACACCAGUUACUGUGACUACCCCUGUCAGCAAGCCCAUUGGCCAGAACACAUGAAAUCCUGUACACAAUCAGCCACAGCCUCACAGCAAGAGCCAGAAACAGAGCCCAGUGCAGAACCUUCAGCGAAACAAUCAGGCCACUCUCCCGCCACACAGACCCACCCCUCUGGAACAGGAUCCAUACCAGACAAAAACUCCUCCCCAACAUUUGUGGAUAAGACCAAGGACAGUACUGGUGUCACUGUUACCUAACCACUACACUAACAAAAGUUUCCACCAUCUUGCAAGGCCAGCGCAUGGGCUUAUGACAUCAAAAUGUCAGGCAUGCCUUAAGCUUCAAGGCCUGCACCUCAGUGAAAAAACAUUUUGAUUUCCCAUCCCAUAUUUUCUGUACGUCUACCUGGUAGUUAGACAUUUGAAUAAUCUCUCAUGUUCAAUUUCCAUGAGCCUGUGGGUUCACUUUGUGAUUGUAGUCUGUCUUGAAAUAUAAAAUGUGAGUCAUUAUUUCCAUAAUUAUUCUGAAGCUGAAUUUUGUAGCUUGGUUACCAGCUUGUUUCUGAUGUGAGGGAAAUUGUAUCAAUUCAUCAAACAUUGCCAUGUAACAUCUUUGAUGCUGCUCUGAGGUCGUUCAUGGUUGUUUUAUUUUGUCAGUUGUUACCCCAAAACAGUUUUUAAACAGCCAACUCUUGAGUAUAUACAAUUUGUGCAGUGCCAUCAGACAUUUUGAAUAACAGUUCCAUUUCCAUGUCUUCAUCUAUGUCUCUGCAUUUUCUGGCUCAUAUAAAUGUUUUCUAUUGUAGUUCCACAGUGUAUACAUAAAUUUUAAUUAUCUGUGAUUUAUAAAACUAAAAGUUUAAACUGUACAAAGCUUUUUUGUAAGAAGAUACAUGAACAAUAUUUAUAGUGCUGUAUGUUUUUUAUAUUAUGUUUCAUAAAUCACAUUUCUAUGUGUCUGAAAACAAAUUUUGGGGGUAUAAAAAUUAACUGAAAAUGAUUACUUCACAUGAAUGUCAGCAGUGAACAAAGUCUUUAUUCAGCCGGUUAUUCAAAACUAUUGUUAAAGAAGUCAGACUAUAAAUGGGGGGUGAAUGAAAACUGAUGUUGACUGUAUAUUUCCUGUGAGCAUGUUUUAUUUUUUGUCAUAUUCUUGUUUACAUAUUGUACAUAGAGUAAAUGGAUUGGUGAAGAAAAAAUAAAACUGAUCCGGUCACGUUGC